AUGCUUCAACAAUUUUACUUUGGUGACGGCGCUGAAAGGCAUCAAUGCGAAAUCGAUGUUUCGCUAUUCAAGUCAAUCGACAGGCUACAGGAUAGUCUUGAGAGUCGCUUUGCUUUUGCUGCUCGGAAAUCGCUUCGAUUUCACGACAGCAAACAGAAACCACUGCGGACGCUCGAGGAAAUUGAGGCCGCUCCUGGGCCGGUGGAGUUGAGGGGCUCAGACAACAAGCCAAUACGAAGUCCUCCUGGUCCCAAGUGCUUGCCGCUGGUUGGAAAUCACUACGAGGUCUACCCCGACGCGUUGGGCAACUAUGAGCGGCUAUUCAGUCGGUAUGGGCCUAUGAUGAAGACGGUCAACAUGGGAACCGUCAUAUACCACACGAAUGAUGCCGAAAUCUCCCGCUACCUACUCAAGGAGGGCGAGUACUUCACCAAAAAGACCUCUGACCCGUCUCAUCCCCUUCAUUACAUGUCCAUUCAGUCCGCGCUCUUCACUUGCGACAGCGACUCGCCUGCCUUUUCCGUGUCUCGCAAGUUUGUCACUCCGGCACUGUCGCCUCGGGCCAUUGCACAUUACACUCCGCACAUGCUGGACGCUUGUCGAUCGAUAUUCCCGGUUCUCGAUCAACUGGCUGGUGAAGAGCUGGCCUUCAACGUUUACCAUUAUACCUUCAAAUUGGCCUCGGAAAUUAUUUGGCGCAUGGUCGUUGGCGGCAGCCUGGGACAUUUUGCGGACAUGAAAACUCCGCCUGCUUUGCCAAUCCGUCUCUUCGGGCAGUAUCUUUCCCUGAUGAAGAAGAUGAGUCUGCGGCCCAAGUGGUAUGGCAGCCUUCCAUUUGGGGAGCCAGCACGUUUGCGAGAUGUAGAGAAACGGUUGUUUGCUGAAGUGGAAAAGGCCAUGGAUGCAUGCUCCGGCCCACAGGAUGAAACCCUACGGCUGUCGGACCUCAAGGCUUCUCUGCAGGCAUCCUGCGUUGCGGACUUUCUCAGUCGUGUGCGCGACGAUAAGAAUGAGGGACUGCCUAGGGAUCUGUUGCUUGCAAAUACAGUCGUCACCAUUGGUGCCGGAUUCACAACAAGUGCGUCGUUCCUGGCCUGGGUCCUCUAUGCCAUCACAGUCUAUCCUGGAAACCAAGAACGCCUUCUGCAAGAAAUAGUAGAUCAUGGCGGAGACGGGAGGCAUGAGUGGACGUAUGACGAAAUUCACAGCAUGAAGUUCUUGGACUGCUUCGUCAAGGAGACGCAGCGAUUGCACAGCCCUAGCUUUCAGACAGCACGAAAUGCAAAGCAAGACGUGGUCCUGCCUGGGGGCUACUUGAUCCCCAAAGGCUCCACGGUGAUUUCCUGCUUCCCCAGUAUGCACACAAAUCCAAAGUACUGGGAGAAUCCAACUAGAUUUGACCCAGAUAGAUGGACUGAAAGGGAUGCUGCCGCCAAGGCAUCUCAGUCUGGCGUGUAUACGCCAUUUGCUGCCGGGCGCAGAGGCUGCGUUGGCUUCAAUCUGGCACUGGCUGAGGUAAAGAUUGUAUUGAUUGAACUGAUCUAUCAUUAUCACUUUGAGAUGGACUCCCCUGAGCCUGUUGUAUACGAUCCGGAUUUCUUGGUCACACGACCAGUUAACUUUUACGCUGCUGCCACCAAAAGAACAAGUUGGCCCUCCAGAAGCAUUACUUGA
This is a messenger RNA of Trichoderma breve, 1674 nucleotides long. Its product is annotated as cytochrome p450 domain-containing protein. Lineage: Eukaryota; Fungi; Ascomycota; Sordariomycetes; Hypocreales; Hypocreaceae. The record is from RefSeq and is a predicted model, not a curated record. Bases 1 to 1674 code for a protein of 557 amino acids. The transcript is spliced from 2 exons. Gene Ontology annotation, molecular function: heme binding; monooxygenase activity; oxidoreductase activity, acting on paired donors, with incorporation or reduction of molecular oxygen.